This is a messenger RNA of Aspergillus brunneoviolaceus CBS 621.78, 669 nucleotides long. RefSeq lists its product as uncharacterized. The transcript has a single exon. NCBI's taxonomy places the organism in Eukaryota, Fungi, Ascomycota, Eurotiomycetes, Eurotiales, Aspergillaceae. The record is from RefSeq and is a predicted model, not a curated record. The coding region runs from base 152 to 622 and encodes 156 amino acids.
GGGCCCUGCCCUGUCAGAAUAAUUAAUUUUCUUUCCUCAAGUUAACCUGCAGCGAUGAUGUUAAUAAUGCUUUGUGGGUGUGGUCAAUACUCGAUAGACUCCCAAAUUCUACUGCUAGGCUAAAGCAUACUGUAUAGUAUGUAGUAAUUGGAUGACGGGGACAUCGACCAGCCGUCAUGCAUCAUCGGUCAAGGAGUUUCGGAUUGAUGAGGGUUAUGAGAAGCGUAGCUUCAGAGUCUGGAUCUUGGGCCGAACCGUCGCACCAAGGUCGAAGUUUCCACAGUUUCUGGAACGUCGACUAAGCUUCCCUUCUCCUUUUUCUUUUCUUUUCUUUCCCCCCCCCCUCUUUUUACCCUUUUUCCAUUUGCCAGCCUUUGCUUCCCCACCGUCCACUCUUUUCCCUUUCCCGUUUUGUCUCUCUCAUUUUUGCCCCCUUGGGUCUAGUCCCUUUAGGACGGGGGGUUUGCAAGUCUGGGCAGCACCAAGUCGGCUUUCGGAAAACACGGGAUAUGUCAAUCCAUUGACGAAAGGCCUGCCUGUCUGUCCUUCUGGUCGAAGAUCCCUGCAUGACAUUAAUGACGGGUUACUUUGGCUGAGCGAGUCAGAAGGCAGCGUGGAUUGACAGAGAUGGUACCGAGCUUUGUCCUUUUCGUCUUUUCAUCAUCUCAU